Molecule: messenger RNA, 1018 nt
Organism: Phyllostomus discolor (pale spear-nosed bat)
Lineage: Eukaryota; Metazoa; Chordata; Mammalia; Chiroptera; Phyllostomidae
Gene: HRAS
Product: HRas proto-oncogene, GTPase
Exons: 5
Coding region: 192-761 (189 amino acids)
Biological process (GO): Ras protein signal transduction; cellular senescence
Cellular component (GO): plasma membrane
Molecular function (GO): GTP binding; GDP binding; GTPase activity
Source: RefSeq, a predicted model, not a curated record
GUCCGCCGCCCGCGCUCGCGCCCGCUGCCCGCAGCCGGAGCCGCACCCGCCGCGGACGGAGCCCAUGCACCCGGGGAGCCGCGCGCCCCGGCCCCCUCCCCCGCCCGCGCCGGCCCCGGGGGCAGUCGCACCAGUGAGCGGCGGGACAGAGGACCACCACAGUGCCGGGUGCUGCAGCGCGUCCAGGAGCCAUGACGGAGUAUAAGCUCGUGGUGGUGGGUGCUGGGGGCGUGGGGAAGAGCGCCCUGACCAUCCAGCUCAUCCAGAACCACUUCGUGGACGAGUAUGACCCCACCAUCGAGGACUCCUACCGGAAGCAGGUGGUCAUCGACGGGGAGACGUGUCUGCUGGACAUCCUGGACACGGCGGGCCAGGAGGAGUACAGCGCCAUGCGGGACCAGUACAUGCGCACCGGCGAGGGCUUCCUCUGCGUGUUUGCCAUCAACAACACCAAGUCCUUCGAGGACAUUCACCAGUACCGGGAGCAGAUCAAGAGGGUGAAGGACUCGGAUGACGUGCCCAUGGUGCUGGUGGGGAACAAGUGUGACCUGGCCGCCCGCACGGUGGAGUCUCGGCAGGCACAGGACCUCGCCCGCAGCUACGGCAUCCCCUACAUCGAGACCUCGGCCAAGACGCGCCAGGGCGUGGAGGACGCCUUCUACACGCUGGUGCGCGAGAUCCGGCAGCACAAGGUGCGCAAGCUGAGCCCUCCGGACGAGGGCGGCGCCGGCUGCAUGAGCUGCAAGUGCCUGCUGUCCUGAUGGCCGCGGCCGCCUGCACCGGCGUGGGCCCCCGAGGCGCCGGGCGCUAGGAGGACGGGAAGGAAGGCAGGAAGUGCCGCCGGAGCCCGGCCAGCACGGGGUCGGUCGAUGGACAGAGUGACCGCGGACCUCCCAGGACACUGUGCACAGACUGGCGUGAACUGAGGCCGCCGGCACCCCCGCGUGCCUCUGCGUGCGGCCCCGUCCCGGCCCCCGGGGCGCGGGCUCGACUGCAGUAAAUUAUUGGAUGGUCUUGA